AUGCUUGAUGUGGUACGUGCAUACCAUUAUAUUUCCAAAAUAGUUCUGCCACAUAAGCUACGGUAUUUAGAGAACAUGUUAAACGCGGAAGUAAUUGCUAAAGCCGCAAAGAUACGUCAAAGGAUGGAAGCUAAUCCCAACAUACCAGAUAGUGACAAAAGUUGGCCGAUGUUACUUGCAAAAUAUCAGGAAGACGAGAAGAAAACCGCCCCCGUAUACUCUUACAACAGUCUGUAUGGACGAAGAAUGCCGAACUAUUAG
Messenger RNA from Pieris macdunnoughi, 261 nucleotides. The record is from the annotation of a GenBank genome assembly. Lineage: Eukaryota; Metazoa; Arthropoda; Insecta; Lepidoptera; Pieridae.